Messenger RNA from Prorocentrum cordatum, 1530 nucleotides. The record is from the annotation of a GenBank genome assembly. Lineage: Eukaryota; Dinophyceae; Prorocentrales; Prorocentraceae.
AUGGCUUCGAUAGCGUCGGCGACCUCGCUCUCGGCAGUUGCCGUCUUGUGUGUCCUCAGGGUUGCCGGGGCUGACUCGCCUAUUUACCUCCGCCGUCUGACUGGCCAACCCGAAGGGGAACGCUCGUGGAUGCUUGCACUUGAGAGCGAUGCUACGGACGAGGAGGUGCGGCUCCUUGGUCGGGAAUUGCAGGAUGGGCAGCACACCGAUCGAGACAAAGGUGAGCUGCUCUAUGUGUGGGGGCGCACGACGAUGAUCGGCCUCCGGGCGCUGCUGGAGAAGAUCCCGGGGCGAGUGAGGUUUGCCGAGGAGGACCUUCUUGAGAGGAAGGCCUUGGAGCCCACCCACGCCAUGGACAGGCGAAUGUUGCAGCGGACCUACCCGUGGGGGAUCCAGGACAUCAGCGCGGAUGUGGUCCGGGGGCGGGGCGCGGGGGUGAACGUGUAUGUUCUGGACACUGGUAUCCGCACAACCCACGAGCAGUUCGGCGGCCGGGCCUUCGCGGGAGUGGACGUGGCCAGCACGGGAAGUCUAACGUACUGCCUCCCAGACAGCACGACGUGCUCUGCAGACGACCAUGGGCACGGAACCGCAAGCGCCGGCGUGGUGGGGGCCUCGACAUAUGGCGUCGCGGAUGGAGCGACCCUCUGGUCGAUGAAGGUACUCGAUGCCAAUGCUGACGGCUACACCGCUUGGUCCGUCGCUGCAGAGCAGUGGGUUUUGACGAAUGGUCUCAGGCCAGCGGUGGUCAACGUGGGUUUCUCAGGGGCUGGCCAAUCGCCAUCGGAGAAGGAAUCAAUCGAUGCAUUAGUUUCCGAUGGCGUGACCGUGGUGGUGGCUGCGGGGAAUGAAAACGGAGAUGCGUGCGGGUUUAAUCCGGCAUUCAUCUCGUCGGCGAUUACUGUCGCGUCUUAUGGUGGAGUUAGUGGUUCGUCACCAGCCAGAUCCACGUACAGUAAUUACGGGUCUUGCGUCGACGUUUGGGCUCCAGGCUCGUCGAUCCCCUCGACUGCGCACUCCAGCGACACUGCGGUGGAUACUGGUUUCGGCACAGCGUAUUCCUGCGCACACGUCACUGGGCUUGUGGCCAUUAUGUACGAGGCGAAUCCAACGGCGGGUGGCAUGACCGCUUCCCAGAGGUGGAAUCUUUUGACAGCCUCCAGACGCUUGCACUACGUCACUGGACUCCCCAGUACACCAUUCACUCCGAAUGUGGUGCCUUUGGCACCUACGCCGGGGCAGCCGCCAGUCUGUGUCGACACCGACGACGGGGCCACUGGUUCAAAUAGCUUUUCCUGCAACGAUUGGUUGGAUUAUUCACUGUACUGCCAUAAUAGUCAGUACUACGACGAUAUCGACUUCACUGCUUUAUCCAUGUGCUGCGCUUGCUUUGGUGGAGACUUUCCAGCUGCCUGCGGUAAUUCCCCUACCCCUGUACCAGCACGUCAUUCUGGACGGCGACUCUUCGAAGGGGUACGGGAGCCUGUCACGUGUGGGCUCUUCGUGUCUCCGGGCUUGGGCAUGUCAUGA